AGCCUGUUUAGCGCCACGCGGCAAUUGGCUCUGACGAGACGCAUACCGACAACCCAUGCCCCAUUUCCACCAUACCGUUUCUGGCACCAGCCUGCCAGCAGAGCAGACCGACCAGUACAUCGAGGACGGCGGUGGGAUGGCACCGGGCGCCCGCGACCUGGACGUGGAGGCUGGCAGCCAGAGCCCCGCCGCGGACACUUCGCUGCCAGAGGCCCGCGCCGAGGACCCCCCGCCGGGCGUCCCGCAGGACGCCACUGCCGCGCCGCCGCGCGCCGGCCGCGGCGGCGCGCCGGUCGUGGUGCCGAUGCCGUUCCUGGCGCUGGUCCUGUUCACGGGCGCCUUGGCCGUGCUCUGGGCGGCCGACUUUUUCAUUUUCGUGGGGCCUGAGCUGGAGGCUCACCUGAGGCGCGCGGAGUCCAGCGGCGACAGCAGCCGCGUGUAUCGCGAUCGGCAAGACAGGCACGUCUACUACACCAACGUAUUGUGCUUCUUCCUCUUCGUCACCGUCCGCGGUCUCAUGCAGCUGAAGCCCGUUUGGCGGCGAUUGCAGGCGGCGCGGAGCGGCCUGCUGGGGCCCGCGAGGAGGUGCGCGUCCGUCGCGGUCGUGAACGGCCCGCUGUGCCUCUUCACCGUCAGCUCCGUGAUGCUCUGGACGGAGGAGUUCUUCAGGGCGCCGCGGAGUGCGGAGGAGGCCAGCGACAUCCAGCUCAGCAGGACGACUCUCAGGAUGUUUAGUCUAUACAGCUUGCUGGUGGCCUUGUUGUGCUGCGUGGUGUUGCUGUGGAGUGGUCUGAUUCGCGCGGAUGCGGUGAUCGAGGCGGGCCGCAGCAGCAGCAGCGGCAGGCCCGGCCCGGCAGGUUGCCUGGGGCACAAGUACAAGUUCAAGGGCAGGGCGCAAGGUUGCAGUGACGCCAUGACGCGCAGGGAUGCAGGCGACCACGAAUCUAUUAUUGCAAUGCUGCUCAUCGGAACUCCUGCGCACAUGAUCUCGGACAUGGACCUUGGGAAUCCAGAGGCGCGGUGCUACUUGAGGUCGUUCAAGCACCGCGGUCUUGCCACUUGCCCCAUCCUCGACGUGCAGGAAUUCAGCCAGCCAGUUCCAAUGUAUGAGGUUGGUACAAUACGUGGUCAUAACAGGUUGCCAUUUGCAGCAGUGGACUCUACCUUGUUCUUACGUGUACUACCAGAAGCUCAGGGGAUCCAGGACCAGUGGCGAGCAGCAGGCUACACGAUCAACCCUUCACAGUGGGUGUUUCGCCCUCAGAUCCCCAUGGACCAACUGAUCCUUGCACAUUCGUUCAAGAAUAUUGUUCUCUGGCCAGGUGCGGCAGGGGCGCUGAGCAGCAGCGAGCUCAUGGACAGUUUUGGUAUUCCUCACGAGUGCCCGCCCCUGCCAGAUCUCACAGAGGCGCCAGGUGAACUCAAGGCAUCGGAACUGGAUGCGGCAUGCGCUACGCUCGAGAAAUGCUUCGCCGCUUUGCCACAGAGUUCCAAGAGUGAUCAUGCAAAUUCAGUGAAGCAAUAUUUGCGAUAUCUAGGCGGGCUCGCGGACUCCCUGCGAUCUGGGCCAGGACAAGGCAAUCUGAACGCCAAGCAGGUGACCGCGGACAGCGCCAGCGAGGCAGACACCGACGAGGAGAACAAGGCGCGCGACUACCGGAGCUUGACACAGGAACUAAGCCGCUUAUACGAGCACCACAUGUUCGCAGCAGUUGGCAUGGGGUCGAAGUCCACGGCAGAGCCAGCGCCACAACCAGACAGCCACGAGGCCACCGACGACGACGGAAUCAUGAACCUCCCAGACAGCAUGGUGGAGACGGCGGAGCUAGAUCUACAAGUGGAGAGCGACGACGGAAUGGUCGAAGGCAAGGAAGCGCAAGUCUUCCACGGACCGAUCAGGCAGAUGAACUUGAAACCGGCAGAGUGGCGACUCGCCAGCUACAUCCCCUCCCUGCGGCAGCUGCAAUUCUGCGAGACUGGGCCAAGGCACUAG
This is a messenger RNA of Prorocentrum cordatum, 1993 nucleotides long. The record is from the annotation of a GenBank genome assembly. Lineage: Eukaryota; Dinophyceae; Prorocentrales; Prorocentraceae.